GGUCGUUACAACUUGAGAAAGAGAAGGAAAACUACUCAUGACAACUUGGUGGACCGAAUCAGUUAUUUACCCCAUGAAAUUCUUGUCACUAUAUUGUCACUCUUGCCGCUAAAGGAAGCAGCAUCAACUAGUAUCCUUUCUAGGCAAUGGCAGUAUCUGUGGACGUCUACUAUGAAUCUCAACUUCGAUGAUGAGGACACUUUAUGCCGUACUGCCAAGCCACCAGGAGGAGAAGCCCAAGAGUUGGCAAACCUCAGGUAUGUCAAUUGGGUCAAUAGCGUGGUGGAACAACACAGAGGCCCUAAAGUCGAACAAUUCAGAGUUAGCUUUCAUCUCGAUAAUCGUUCUUCAAGUUCCAUUGAUAAAUGGAUCCGAUUUGCAAUGAAAAAGGGAGUUCAAAUGCUUGACAUUGACUUCCUAGAAUAUGGUUUUCACCAGAGCUAUACUUUGUUUCCCCACCAAGUUUUUGGUUUCAAACAAGGGUCUGCAUGGAGGCCCUUCUGUUUUGAGGUUCCAAAUCUAGACCCUUGCAUGUACACUGGCUUUAAGUCCCUCAAAGAUCUUCGUUUCAAAAAUGUUGAUAUUGCAGAAGAAGUUCUCCAGUACUUCUUGUCUAAUUGUCCAGUUCUUGAACGAUUAUCAGUCUAUAAUUCCCGAUACGUGUCUCGUCUAAGAGUUGUCGGUACAUCAAUUGCCUUGAAGUACUUAGGGAUCUGGGAAUGUUUCAUGAUGGAGAGCAUUGAGAUUCGUGAUGCAAACCUUGUUUCAUUUACUUAUGCUGGACAUACAAUGAUAAACUUGCUUAUCAGGAAUGUACCUCGUCUUGUUGACGUAUCCAUUUGUGAGCCCAACAAUCUUUUCUUUGAGGUUGUCUUCGCCCAACUUUCAUACUGUCUUUCUCAGCUAGAGACUCUCAACUUGACUUACAAUGUG
Molecule: messenger RNA, 933 nt
Organism: Prunus avium (sweet cherry)
Lineage: Eukaryota; Viridiplantae; Streptophyta; Magnoliopsida; Rosales; Rosaceae
Product: putative F-box protein At3g58860
Molecular function (GO): protein binding
Source: RefSeq, a predicted model, not a curated record